UAAUUUUCUAAAUCUUGUAGUCAUAUAUUUUUAUAGGACAUUUGAAAUAGGAAUCAUAUUAAUGGAUAAAUUUGACGGUGGAGCCAUAAAGUUUUUUGUUUUUUAAUUAGAUUUGAUGUUGAAUGUGUCACUCAUAUAUUGGAAGAUUAAACUAUACAAAUAAACUGUGUUUUUGUCUUUGAUAUUAAAACUAUUAGAUGCACUAAAUUUACUUGGGUCAUAUUUGUUCAGAUUGCAGAGUAUGGACGUGAAAAGUUUUCUUCAGAUUUUUAAGUUACUCGUAACUCCGCUAGAUGUAUGGCUCCUGAAUAUACUAUUACUAAUAAGUUCACCAAGAAGACCAUUGUUUAUUCCUAUGGUGUAAUGCUUCUGGAGAUGAUAACUGGGAAAGAAGCUUUUGAUGAUAUAGUUGAAUGGGGUGUGCCUCAACUUGAACGAGCUUUGUCCAUUGGAAACCUUGAUUUUGUUGACAAGAGAUUAAAGGAGUAUAACAAAAAUGAAAUGAAUCGAAUGAUUGCUUGUGCCUUAGCCUGUUUACGUGAUAAUCCACAAGAUCGACCAGAAAUGAGACAGAUAGUUGAAGUUCUGAAAGGAAAUAUUGAUAUGCAUGAUCUCUUAAAAAGGGAACAACAGCUAACGAAGCAAGUUGAGUUAACUUUCGGGAUGGAAUCUCUGCCCAAGCCCAAGAUUAUGGCAAGUUGAGAUUGGCCUCAAAAGGUCGUUGUCCAGAAGAUGUC
Messenger RNA from Hevea brasiliensis (rubber tree), 737 nucleotides. RefSeq names its product proline-rich receptor-like protein kinase PERK3. Gene Ontology annotation, molecular function: ATP binding; protein kinase activity. The record is from RefSeq and is a predicted model, not a curated record. The coding region runs from base 298 to 702 and encodes 134 amino acids. The transcript has 4 exons. Gene Ontology annotation, biological process: protein phosphorylation. Lineage: Eukaryota; Viridiplantae; Streptophyta; Magnoliopsida; Malpighiales; Euphorbiaceae.